Messenger RNA from Aspergillus saccharolyticus JOP 1030-1, 579 nucleotides. RefSeq names its product Yae1 family protein. The record is from RefSeq and is a predicted model, not a curated record. The coding region runs from base 1 to 579 and encodes 192 amino acids. NCBI's taxonomy places the organism in Eukaryota, Fungi, Ascomycota, Eurotiomycetes, Eurotiales, Aspergillaceae. The transcript has a single exon.
AUGGACGGUGAUCUGCUCGACGGUCUACUGGACCUGGAGGAAGAAUUCUACCAAGAGGGCUUUAACCUGGGCUCCGCGGAUGGUGCCUUAGCUGGCUACACCGAAGGGAGUGUGUUUGCCGUCGAGAAAGGGUUCGAGAAAUUCGUCGAGAUCGGACGACUGUACGGAAAAGCGUUGGUUUGGGCUCAACGUCUUGCAGACUCCAACCCCUCUGUCUCUGCCAAGGCCGGUUCGGAAUCACAAACGGAGAAGACGACGGACGAAGGAUUGCUGGACCCAUCGCUUUGCAAGGAGAUGCCCAAGCUGGUGGCGAGCCCCAGACUGGCCAAGAACCUCGACACCCUGCUCGAAUUAGUCGACCCGGCGUCUCUGCCGAUGGUGAACGAUGAGGAGGCUGUCAAUGAUGUGGAUGAACGCUACAAAGGCGCGGUUAUGAAGGCCAAGCUCAUUCAGCGGGCGCUGGGUGAAAGAGAAGACAAUUCGGACAUCCACCCGGACGCAAAGGAGACAUUGAUUGCAGCUGCAGGUGACGGGACAGGCAGCAUUGAAGACAUCAGUUCAUUAAGUAUUCGGCAUUAA